AUGCGCAUUCAAAGCAUUGCGCAGCAGCAACAAUUCUGCGAGGAUCUCAAGACCAAUCUAUCCCACUGCUACUGUUCCACAACUCUGGCUGGCGGUGAUCUCGAAACGGUGGAUGAGGUGGACAGCGGCGAGAGCGGCAAUGGCAACGGAAAUGGCAAUGGCAAUGGCAACGGCAAUGGCAACGGAAAUGGCAAUGGCAAUGGCAAUGGGAACGGUGCCAAUGGCGAUGCUGAAGCCGGUGCUGUGGAUGCAGUUGUCCAGCAGGACGAGGGCGAACAGGGCGGCGAUAGCGUAGCUGGCCGAUUGGAACGGGCCCACGGCCGGGCGCUGUCGCCGCAGAGCCUCAACACCGAGAAGGCCUUCUGUCCGGUCUACGUUAUAAACGGCGAAUGAGUUUACGCUCACUUUGAGUUCAUCGACGCCCUGAGCGGCCAUGAGCUCAACUUUGUUUAGCACUGGAGCUAACGCAGCACCGAUGCCCACCAAACAUAAGGAACCAUACACUCAUUGUGGACGAGUAUGCUUAGAGUACAUCACUCACCCCACCAUCCGAGACCCACCAUCCAAGAGAAAUCACUUUCACGAACCCACACUCUACUUUAACCUGGGCGGGUGCCAAGCCACCGACAACAACAAAAAAAAAAAAAAAAAAAAAAAAAAACACAUAAAAACAAAAAACAUUAUAAUUGACAUAAACAAACGCAAAAACAUAUCCGCAAGUUGGAAAUGGCAAUGGAACAGACAUAUUUGAGAUAUACACAAAUAGAUUCGUAUGUAGUAAAUGCAGAUCCAACCAUAGAGUAGAGGCAGACUCAAUGAAACCAAUGCACGGUCCUUGACAAAGUAAAAAUCUCGUAGUUAUCUAAGCAAAGUGUCGCUCCCAGUCCCAAUCCACGAUUGUAGGCGAGUCGCGUCGUGUUCGUCCGUCUGAGUUUGUGGAUCUCUUGAAUAGCUACAGAGAUGGCAGACACUUUGCUCAAAUUUUCCCAGAGUAGUAGAUCCCUAGCUGAGUCUGGGUGUGUUUUCAUAGGACAAUGUUACAGUUUACAUAUAUGGUAUCAAAAUAUUGAUAUAUACAUAUGUAUACAUACAUACAUACAUACAUAUAUUCGUAUACCCACAAGUUAGAUUCAUAUUUAUUCGAAAUUGCAUAAGGAUAUACAAAUAUUUCAAAAUGUUGGUGUUACAUGGUACAUGUAUAUGGUUAAACGAUAACAAGUUCCACAAUAGGUUUUAGUGUUGGGCAACAGCAAAAGCUAACAAUAAAAAAUGUAUUUCAAAGAUUCCAUUUUCAAUCUUCCAAUACUCUUCAAUCGAAUUAUGUUGACUCUAUAGAGACUGAAACUGUGUGUCCAUAAUGACUUCUACAACAACAACAACAACAACAAGAAAUAAUCGCCAUUAACUGAGAAGCGCUGAGAAAGGCGCUGCCGUAAUACGAGUUGUGAAUCGUCAAGCAAAUAAUAGUAUUCAUAUUAUCCAAAGAGUUCGAUUUAACAAUAUACACAAUACGCGAUACGAUACGAUAUGAUACUAAACUACAUACAUACAUACAUACAUACAUAGUUGAUAUUCCUGCGAUUCGAAUACGUUUGAGAGGAAACAUUUGAUUGAUUUAAUCGUAGUACAUUAAAAUUAAAAUACAUCUACUUGCGUAUUAAAUAUAAAGCGAGAUAAACACAACAAGAAACCCCACCAAAUGCGAGCGAUAAAGUCAAACAACCAUGAAAAGUAUUAACUAUAUUGUACUACAUAGUAGCAUAUGAUAUAGAAAGGUUUAUAAUGUAUAAGAUCUAUAGAGUAUAUAUACGUACAUACAUACAUGCAUACUUACAUAUUCAUAUACUCGGAAUGUUUAUAAUCAACAGCAAUAACAUCUAAACACUUUUGUUGACAUCAACAAACAUUGAGAUAUGUAUUUACAUAUGUAUUUGCAUAUAUAUGUACUUGCAACACUUUGAAGUAAAUUUUUCGUAUAGACAUGAUCCUUUUAUUGUUGAAAAUUCCUCGUUUAUUAUUGAUCUGAAAUCGUUGCCGCAACAUAACGAGAUUUGUGUUUGUUGAAUUGCAAUUUUGAAUUACCAACUAGAUGUUCGAUUGGAUACUAUUUUAUAAGCAUUGAUAUACUUGUUGAGAGAGCUUCGUUUACCCUUAUUUAUAGGUUCUUGUGAUAAUUUAACUAACUAUGCUCAUGCUUGCAUACACACAUAUACAUUUAUCUAUGUGUGUUGUAUGCCAAACUCUUCAUUUACAAUUCAUAUACAAAAAGAAAAGAAAUGAAAGGAAAAAAAAAUACGAUUGGAAUAAUACAUAGCUAAGACUAUAAAUAUAUAUAAACUAUUCAGUAUUGAUUAAGCUCAAAUAGAAGGACAAAUCAUAAACAGUUCAAUGGGAAGUACAUUCGAAACGCACAAGUAAAAAGCAAAGCAAAAGCAACUAACUAAUAUAUAAACUGUACUUUUAAAUACAAUUUUUUUGUCUACCAUAAAAGUAUAGCCUAGUAUUAAUAUGUCUGUAUGUACAACCAAAUGUUUUACAUGCAUAAGUUUUUAUUAGUAUAUAUAUAUAUAUACAAAAUAUAUAUAUAUUUAUAAC
This is a messenger RNA of Drosophila mojavensis, 2595 nucleotides long. Its product is annotated as proton channel OtopLc-like. Bases 1 to 393 code for a protein of 130 amino acids. The record is from RefSeq and is a predicted model, not a curated record. NCBI's taxonomy places the organism in Eukaryota, Metazoa, Arthropoda, Insecta, Diptera, Drosophilidae. The transcript has a single exon.